Salvia miltiorrhiza (redroot sage) is the source of this 3432-nucleotide messenger RNA. RefSeq lists its product as uncharacterized. The transcript is spliced from 5 exons. The record is from RefSeq and is a predicted model, not a curated record. Lineage: Eukaryota; Viridiplantae; Streptophyta; Magnoliopsida; Lamiales; Lamiaceae. The coding region runs from base 1 to 3432 and encodes 1143 amino acids.
AUGAUCCCUCGUCACCAGAAUUGUAGAGGCCCCCGUCGCUCUAAUAUCUGGCUGCUGGCUCACCCUAUGGUUCAGACUAGCAUCAUUUACUCUUCGGAUCAGGUGGUUAUUGCUAACUGUUGUUGGUGUUCGAAGAACUUCCGUGUGGCGAUCGUUCACGGUGCCAACGAUCAGAUCACUCGGCGAUCUUUGUGGAUGGAUCUUCUCUCUUUUGUUGAUGGUAACACGGUGUUCAUCGGCGAUUUUAAUGCUAUUAAAGGUGCUCAUGAGCGUUUAAGUUCGGUGAUGCCUUCGAGGAGCUCUUGUAAGGAGUUCUGCGAUGUGGUCUGGCAGGCGGUUCCUCCCUGGGAAAAGGUUAACUCCUCCUGGUCGGCUAAUGUGCAUGUUCGAUGCCCCAUCUUCAAGGUGAUGGCUAAGUUUAAAAGGCUGAGAGGUGAUUUAAGGAUCUGGAAUAAAACUGUCUUUGGACAUGUGGACGAGCUUCUUCAGUCGGGACAGCAGAAUUUGUUAGAGAUUCAGAAUAAUAUUUCUCUUUUGGGCUAUACCGAUCAGCUGUUUGAGGAUGAAGUGGUUGCUCAAGCUCAUCUCAACGUUAUUUUGGAACGAAAGAAUAGUCUGUUACAACAGAAAAGUCGUGCGAAUUGGUUGCAGGAUGGUGAUCGCAACUCGUCUUUUUUUCACCGUAUGAUUCGUUCUAAAAGGCAUGGCACGAGGAUUGAGCAUCUUAAGAUUGGUGACUCCUUUUCUUAUGAUCGGGAUGGCAUUCAACAGCAUAUUGUGGAGUUUUUUUCCAACUUGUUUAAAGAUGAUGGUGGGAGCAGAGUGGAGAGGAUUAUGAUUGAGGCUAUUGUCGAUCAAUUUGUUACUGAUGCUCAGAACGACACCCUCAUUGGGGUCCCGGAUAAUGAUGAGAUUACUGCUUCGGUUUUCGGUCUUGAUGCCAAUAGCUCGCCAGGGCCUGACGGUUUUAAUGGGCGUUUCUUUCAGAGUUGCUGGCCCAUCAUUUGCGCUGAUGUUGUGGCGGCGGUUCAGGCUUUCUUUCGCUUUUCUUAUUUGCCGGCGGGUUGUAAUUCUAGCACGCUAAUCCUGAUCCCUAAAAAGGAUAACGUUGAGACUGUGGCUGAUCUUCGUCCUAUUGUUCUUUCUAAUUUCUUCUUUAAGAUCAUCUCGAAGAUCUUGGCCACUAGACUAAGUGGGGUGGCUGCGGCCGGGGUCACUCCGAAUCAAUUUGGUUUCAUUGAAGGUAGAACGAUACAUGACUGUAUCAUGCUUGGUUCGGAGGGGUUUAAUUGCUUGAAUCGUACGGGGAGGCGUUCGAAUAUGGCUUGCAAGAUUGAUAUUCGCAAAGCUUUUGAUACGAUGAGUUGGGAGUUUAUUUUACAGGUCCUUCGGGUUUACGGUUUUCAUGAGAACUUUAUUCGUUGGAUUUCUGUCAUUUUCAGUUCUGCUAGGUUAUCCAUCCUCUUUAAUGGGCAGCUGAGCGGCUAUUUUGCUUGUUCCAGAGGGGUCAGUAGAUCUACUCACUUUCCCACUCAUCUCCUCUACGCUGAUGAUAUUUUGAUUUUCUGCAAAGCGUCAGUCAGGAAUGCGCGGAAAAUUAAAGAAAUCCUGGAUCUUUACGGGGAGCUAUCGGGUCAGAUCUGUAAUCCGGAGAAAUCUCACAUUUACUUUGGCUCGGGAGUUUCUCACGUUAUGAAACAUGGGGUGACUCGACUUUUGAGCUUUGCGGUGGGAUCUUUACCGGUUACUUAUCUGGGAGUUCCGAUAUUUCAAGGUCGUACUCGGGCUUCUUAUUUUAUGGGCAUACACGACAAAAUUGUCAAUAAAUUUUCGAAUUGGAAGGGUUUGCAGCUCUCUAUGGCUGGUAGAAUCUGCUUGGUCCGCUCGGUUAUCCAAAGUUCUGUCACUCAUUCUAUGAUGGUUUAUCGCUGGCCAAAAUCUCUGAUUUACAGCUUGGAUAGGAAGUGUCGGAACUUCAUUUGGACGGGUAAUAUGGAUAAAAAGCCUUCAUGUCCGGUCAGCUGGUCCCGUGUCUGCGCUCCGCGUGCUAACGGCGGUUUGGGGAUCAGAUCGUUCACUACUAUGAAUAAAAGUUUUUUAAUGAAGAUGGUUUGGAGAAUCAUUCAGGGUAAGGAGUUUGCUCCUGCGAUUCUUUGCACGGGGUACUUGACUUCCUUUAGAUAUGCUAAAAUUUAUUUGGCUUCCUCUCCCAUCUGGACUGGUAUUCUUGUGAAUAAUCUGGUUGAUGAUUCUUAUUCUUAUAUUGGCACUGGCGAGCAUACUUAUUUCUGGCGCGAUGAUUGGUUGGGGUAUAAGCUGAUAGAGAGGCUUCAUAUCUCGAGCUUUAUGAUUGACUUCCUCGAUCAUGCGGUUAGUGAUUACUUUUAUGAUGGUAUUUGGCACUUCACUGCGGAUUUUAUUAUCAAUUAUCCGGAUAUUGUGGUGGAUAUUUUGUUACUUCCAAUUGGGGAUGAGAAAGAUGCUCGUUUCUGGAAACCUUCGGUUUGUGGGAAUGUGACUGCUUCUCUUGCCUAUGAGACUCAAAAUUGUAACUUUACAAAGGUUGUGUGGGGAAAUUGGAUUUGGGAAAAAUUUAUCCCAGAACGUCGUUCUUUGACCUGUUGGCGUAUCAUUCAUAAAAAGUUGCCCACGUUGGACAAUCUUAUGAGACGCGGUCUUUUUGGUCCAAAUAGUUGCAUCUUGUGCGGUUUAGAUAUGGAGACCAUAGAUCACUUGUUUUGGAGCUGUAAUGUUCUGCGCCCGGUCUGGACGAGCUUCUUGGCUUGGUUUGGCAAAGAGGAGCUCUCUCUCUGCUUGGAUAUUCAUAGCGUCCUGGUUGCUGCUUGGAAUGAGGACUUCAGUCCCCAAGUUCGUUCUUUCUGGAAAGCGGGGCUUAUUAAUCUGUUGUGGAAAGUCUGGGAUUGUCGAAAUCAACUGACUUUCAAUGAUGCUUCCUUCCAUCCUAAUAUUAUUGUUAGUUUUUUGCAAGUGAUGUUUAAAGAGUUGGAUGCUAACUUCCCUAGGUUGGGCUGCUCUCACAACUCUUGGGCAGAUUAUACUUGGAUGAAAGUGAACACGGAUGGUUCAGCUUUGGGAGCCCCGGGAAGCAUUGCUGCUGGUGGCGUCUUCCGGGACAACUGGGGUUGGGUGCGUGGGUGUUUUCACUUUAAAGGGGGCACGGGGUUUGCUUUCGAGGCCGAGUUGCUUGCGGAUGUCCCGUGGCGUUUCAAGGCUGCGUGGAAUCGCACGCUUCUUCUCCUUUUUGACUGCCGUUUGCAAAUAUCUCAUAUCUAUCGUGAAGGUAAUACUGCGGCGGACUCUAUGGCUAAUCAUGAUAGAGAGGAGGGUUGGUGGCCAUAUGCUAUCGAUGCCAUCAAGAACGACGUUGCUUUAGAUAUGUCGACUCAUAGUCGUGUUCGGAUUAAGUCUUGA